AUGAGAGCCCCGUGGCUCGUCCUGAUUCUCACCGUGAUCCUGGACCCGUUGUUGCUCCUGGGGGAGGCGGUAUGUCACCGUAAUGACACCAACUUAAGUGCCGCUGGCCAAAGGUCAGGAGAGACUCUGUCCAGACGGAGACGGGAGCUCACUUUUCCAAAGGGAAGCGCUUUCGUGAUGACUCUUGUUCUUCUAAAGGCUAUUCAACUUAAUGAGCCUAAAAACUGGAACUUAGACCUAGAAUUCGAUGUAAUAUGGCCUAUACCUAGCCAGGAAGAUUUGAAGAAGGUUACUAUCAAAAGACCGUCUAAACUAAAACGGCGACAUAGGCGCGAACUCUAUGCUAAUUUGGAAUUAGCGUUGGACAGUCAAAAUUUACCAGGACGAUUAUGCAUUCUGCGCACAAUUUGCGAAGCGAAAACGGUACUAAGUCCCCCAGGAUUUUCAAUUAUCGAAGAUGCUAUACGAAUUAUUUUAAGAAAUUUCGAAGAUGCUGAUAAUUACGAUUGCUACGAUAUUGCAUAUCGAACGAGUGAUUGUGAGGUUGUUUAUCCUUGUCCAUUUUCACUCUUGAAAUUAUUGUUAUAUAAUUUAUAUACAGGGGAAACGCGAAAAAUCUGUGAUAUUCCCGAUAUUACUGCGCGAAUAAAUACCUAA
This is a messenger RNA of Trachymyrmex cornetzi, 657 nucleotides long. RefSeq lists its product as uncharacterized. The record is from RefSeq and is a predicted model, not a curated record. The transcript is spliced from 5 exons. Bases 1 to 657 code for a protein of 218 amino acids. Lineage: Eukaryota; Metazoa; Arthropoda; Insecta; Hymenoptera; Formicidae.